Molecule: messenger RNA, 799 nt
Organism: Erinaceus europaeus (western European hedgehog)
Lineage: Eukaryota; Metazoa; Chordata; Mammalia; Eulipotyphla; Erinaceidae
Gene: RPL10A
Product: ribosomal protein L10a
Exons: 6
Coding region: 73-726 (217 amino acids)
Biological process (GO): translation
Cellular component (GO): large ribosomal subunit
Molecular function (GO): structural constituent of ribosome; RNA binding
Source: RefSeq, a predicted model, not a curated record
AGUCAGGCCUCUAUUUGAGCUCACGCGCAGCCGCAAUUAGUCUCUUUUCCGGUGACAGCGGCGCCAAGCACCAUGAGCAGCAAAGUGUCCCGCGACACUCUGUACGAGGCGGUGCGGGAAGUCCUGCACGGGAACCAGCGCAAGCGCCGGAAGUUCUUAGAGACGGUGGAGCUGCAGAUCAGCUUGAAGAACUACGACCCCCAGAAGGACAAGCGUUUCUCGGGCACCGUCAGGCUUAAGUCCACCCCCCGCCCCAAGUUCUCUGUGUGUGUUCUGGGGGACCAGCAGCACUGCGAUGAGGCCAAGGCGGUGGACAUCCCCCACAUGGACAUCGAAGCGCUCAAGAAACUCAACAAGAACAAGAAGCUAGUCAAGAAGCUGGCCAAGAAGUAUGAUGCCUUUUUGGCUUCAGAGUCCUUGAUCAAGCAGAUCCCCAGAAUCCUGGGUCCAGGCCUGAAUAAGGCUGGCAAGUUUCCUUCCUUGCUGACCCACAAUGAGAACAUGGUGGCUAAAGUUGAUGAAGUAAAGUCUACAAUCAAGUUCCAAAUGAAGAAGGUGCUGUGUCUGGCAGUGGCUGUUGGCCAUGUGAAAAUGACAGAUGAUGAGCUUGUGUACAACAUCCACUUAGCUGUUAAUUUCCUGGUGUCAUUGCUCAAGAAGAAUUGGCAGAAUGUGCGGGCUUUAUACAUCAAGAGCACUAUGGGCAAGCCCCAGCGUCUGUACUAAAUGACAAUUUAAUAAAAGCCAGUACUGCCAUUAAUUCUUUGAAGGGAGGGUGGUGCUGACCUGUUCACGCCAA